Oreochromis niloticus (Nile tilapia) is the source of this 2769-nucleotide messenger RNA. RefSeq names its product ATP-binding cassette, sub-family B (MDR/TAP), member 10 (gene abcb10). Gene Ontology annotation, biological process: oligopeptide export from mitochondrion. The coding region runs from base 544 to 2706 and encodes 720 amino acids. The record is from RefSeq and is a predicted model, not a curated record. The transcript is spliced from 14 exons. Lineage: Eukaryota; Metazoa; Chordata; Actinopteri; Cichliformes; Cichlidae. Gene Ontology annotation, cellular component: mitochondrial inner membrane. Gene Ontology annotation, molecular function: ABC-type oligopeptide transporter activity; ATP binding; ATP hydrolysis activity.
UGUCUGGGAAAGUUUAUAUCGUCAGCCAUUGAAGUCGGCGUUGAGUUGGAAGAGGUAUCGUGUGUACGUGAGACAAAUCAGGGUCACCUUUCCUGUUUAUAGCUUUCACCCUCUUUGUUAAAGUAGCUCUAUCCUAUCCAGCGGACUUUCUGUUGGUCAGUCUUCUGCAGCUGGUGUUUUCACUUCACCCGCCUGCCAAACGGACAUUUAGCGGCAGAUGACAGCGACAGGCGGGGUGUUGGUAGCUGUUCGGUGAUAAGAGAUAAAGUGGGUAAAAGGUGGCUGUCAGGAGCAGAUAAAAUUGACAGCAACGGUCUAAAAGCGACAAUGUAGCGGUUACAAGCUGUACGGGAGGACACGGUGUGUUGGCAGACCGGCUGGAUGUCCAAAAAUGUUUCUCCUGGUGGACUUACUGAACCAGAAACACAUCGACACCCUCAAAGACUGAGUCCGGAGAAAGAAAUACAAAGAGAUUUAUUUUUAAUUUUUGACGGAAUCAUCAAGUAUCAUAUAUUAUCUGGUAAAUAGCUGUGAAAUAGGACGAUGUGUCUUUUAAUACGCGUGCCAGGCUGCACACACAAAGUGCAUCUAUCCAGGUUGAAGCUAAUGCAGUCUAGGUUGUUAUGGCUGGAGCAUCGUCCGACCUUCUCAGCUGCCCUCCGGAGGACGAGGCAGUCCACCGGGCUCAAAUCCUCACUCCAUCCGACCCCGGCAUUCCCUGUCUGGGCUGCCAGGCCCUACAUGACGGUCCUUCCGCGCAGCCCCCUCAUGGGGAUCCCUGUGCUCUGCUUACAAAGCCGGACUCUCGCUCGCACACCUGUUGCCUUUGCUAGCUCUUCAGCGGCCUCUACACCCGCACCUGCCGGAUCAGUGAAGACCCAGGCAGACACAGAGAGAAGCCAGACCCCCACCACGGUCCCCCUGGAGGAUGUUAAAAGAAUUUUGAGACUGGCUCACCCGGAAAGAGGGAGACUGGCAGCUGCUAUAGGCUUCCUGACUGUCUCCAGUGCAGUAACGAUGUCAGCUCCCUUCUUCCUGGGCAGAGUGAUUGACACCAUUUACACCAGUGCAUCAGACGCCGAGACGAUGACGGCCUCGUUGACGUCGCUGUGUAUCAUGCUGGCGGGGGUGUUUCUGUGUGGUGGAGCGUGUAAUGCCGCCAGAGUCUACCUCAUGCAGUCCUCAGGGCAACAGAUUGUUCGUAAUCUCCGUGCCUCCAUCUUCUCCUCCAUUCUCAGACAGGAAGUGGCAUUCUUUGACAAGAAUAGGACUGGCGAGCUUAUAAACCGUCUCUCUGCUGACACGGCUGUGGUGGGCCGCUCAAUCACAGACAACUUAUCAGAUGGGCUGAGAGCCGUUGCCCAGGCAGCUGCUGGUGUCAGCAUGAUGUUCUACGUCUCGCCCAGUCUUGCGAGCUUUGUGUUGCUGAUUGUUCCUCCUAUGGCCGGUCUUGCUGUCAUCUAUGGCAGAUAUCUUCGCUCAAUCUCCAAGCGCACACAGGACGCACUCGCACAAGCCACACAGUUGGCAGAGGAGCGAAUCAGCAACAUGCGGACAGUCAGAGCUUUCGGCAAGGAGCUGUCAGAAGUCGACAAGUACACACAGAAGACUGACCACGUCCUCAACCUGGCUAAGAAGGAGGCUGUGAUGCGGGCGGGUUUCUUUGGAGUGACUGGUCUGAGUGGUAACAUGAUGAUCCUGUCGGUGCUCUACAAAGGAGGUCUUCUGAUGGCAAGUCAGCACAUGACUGUGGGAGAGCUUUCAUCCUUCCUCAUGUACACCUUUUGGGUGGGCAUCAGUAUCGCAGGUCUGAGUUCGUUCUACUCUGAGCUGAUGAAGGGUUUUGGAGCCGGGGCCAGGCUCUGGGAGCUGCUGGACAGAAAGCCCGAGUUUCCUCUAAAUGAAGGUAAAAUCCUCCCUGCAGACCAGCUGAAAGGCCAGCUUGAGUUCUGUGAUGUCUCUUUUGCCUACCCGACACGUAAAGAAGCCCCCAUUUUCCAGAAUCUGAAUCUCUUGGUCCCGGCCGGUAGCAUCAUGGCUGUGGUGGGGACGAGUGGAUCAGGGAAAUCAUCCAUGGUUUCACUUCUUCUCAGGCUGUACGACCCCGAUGCUGGUGUGAUCACCAUAGACGGUCAUGACGUCAGGGAUUUAAAUCCUUACUGGCUCAGAAGUCAAAUUGGAACCGUGAGCCAGGAGCCGGUGCUCUUUUCCUGCUCUAUCAGAGAGAAUAUUGCGUAUGGAGCGACGGAUCCAGAUGCUGUAACCACAGAGGAUAUCUACAGAGCAGCCAAAGUAGCCAACGCCUAUGACUUCAUCCAGAUGUUUCCUAAAGGCUUUGACACUGUGGUGGGGGAGAAAGGAGUGCUGCUGUCAGGUGGUCAGAAGCAGAGGAUAGCCAUAGCCAGAGCUCUACUCAAGAAUCCAAAGAUCCUGCUUUUAGAUGAGGCUACCAGUGCGCUGGAUGCUGAGAAUGAGUUUCUUGUCCAGGAGGCUUUGGAGCGUCUGAUGGAAGGGAGGACAGUCGUGAUCAUCGCUCACCGUCUCUCUACGAUCAAGAACGCGGACGCUGUUGCUGUGCUGGACCAGCGGCGCAUAGCUGAGUGUGGCCAGCCCACUGAGCUGCUAGGAAACAGGCAAGGACUGUUCAGGAAGCUGAUGGAGAAACAGGCGUUUCUACAGGAAGAGCAGCAGCGAGCACUUAUCUGAUAGGACAGGGAGCACGGAUGCGUUAAAGAUAGAGAAAUCGGGAGGUGAGGUCAGUGUCUGUGA